AUGGCAAAUGAUGUAGAGGAAAAUCCUGGACCCACAAUAUAUGAUGUGGUUGAUCCAACUAAAACAAUAUGUGCAGAUUUUAGUCAGGGAAAUACAAAAAAGUUUCGACAAAAUGCUGGUAAACAAUGUUUAGCAAUGUCUUUGACUGCGAUAAUAUAUAAUCAUAUCACAAAUGCAAAUGCAUGGGAUUCAACUGUAUUAAAUUCCAUACUGUGUGCUGGAAAUAACCUUUAUUCUUUUAUAAGCAAUUCUGUUAAGAAAAGCUAUUUGCUUUUAACUGACGUGCCUGAAAUGGUUUCGGUUUUUGAUGGCAUUUAUUGUAUGCAAUAUGGUGAACCGUUUGCUGGUGACUUAUUCAUGGCAAAUACUGCUCUACCUUAUUAUUCUAUAGAGAAUGCUCUUAAUAAUCUGUUUAUGGAAAAUUAUCAACAUUGUAUGUUGACGAUUGGUUGUAAUACUGUUGCAAUUUUUAAGACUUCUGAAGGAACCUUUAAAGUAUUUGAUUCUCAUUCAAGAGAUUUAUAUGGGAUCCCACACCCUUUUGGAAAAUGCAUAUUAGCAUCCGUUGAUAGUAUAGAAAGCCUGGUGAUAUAUUUCCAGAGUACCAUACCUCCGGGUAAUGAAACACCCUUCGAAGUUAAAGGAGUAACUGUUCAGUUAAAUUCUGAUAUAACACAAAUAAGUGGACUUGCUUCAAGUGAAAGUGCAAAAGAGCAUGUGAAACAAAAGUAUUCAGAAUUAACUGAGAGUCAGAAACAGACUAGACUUGAAAAUGCUAGAAAGUAUAAAAAAGCAAAGCAAGCAGCAGAAACUGAAACUGAAAAACAAACUAGACUUGAAAAUGCUAGAGAGUAUCAAAAAGCAAAACGAGCUUCAGAAACCGAGAAUGAGAAACAAACUAGACUUAGAAAUGUUAGAAAUUAUGAAAAAAGAAAACAAGGACAGGAAACUGAGAUUGAAAAGCAAGCAUGUCUUGCCAGUGCCAAUCAGAACAAGAGAAAACGUUUGUGUUCUACUCACAUUGUAAGCCAACAGGAUUAUUUAAACAAAUAUGACAUUGAAAAAGAUGGUAGUAUUCAUGAACAGAGUUGGGCCCAAUUUAACAUUAAUAAAUUUUAUAAAUCUAUUCAAUUUUUUAUUAAUCAAUGCACUAUAUGUCAUGAAGCAUGGCCACUGAACUCUAAACCAAGGUCACCUGAUUGUUAUAUAUGCUCUCGAUGUGCUCGAGACACAAAAUCUCCCAGAAAGUUCUCACUUGAAAAUUCAAUGAUUCCUUCUCCAGUGCCAACUGAGUUACAAAAUUUAACUCAAGUAGAGGAGAUGUUAGUUGCUCGUGCUCUUCCUAUCAUGAGAGUUUACAUUAAGCCUGGUGGACAACGAGGUUACUCAGGUCAUUGUGUUAAUUUGCCGCAAAAUGUUAAGGAACUUGCAACAUCAUUGCCAAGAUAUCCCAAAGAUUUGUCCGUGAUUAUUGUCAAAGUCAAAGGUAAAGAUAACUCGUUUAGAGAUGUUGCUGUGAGAAGAGAAAAAGUACAUAAUGCAUUAUUAUGGCUUGUGCAAAAUAAUCCUCAUUAUGCUGAAUUAGAAAUUAAUGAAGAUGCACUAAACUCUUUACCUGAAAAUGGCAUUCCAGCAGAUCUCAUGACAGUUGAGACUGAAAAUGAAAUAAUCUCAAAUGAUGAUGCUAUGUCAGAUUUGGGGCCACCCACUGAUAACCCUUCUGAAGAUAUAGUGUAUAACAACUCGACAGACAUGAAUAGUUUCUUGCCUGUUGGUGAACAGCAGGAACAAGAAAUAGAAGCAGUUAGAAAUCAGCUUUCUGCAAAUGAACCGAUACCAUGGCCUGCUAUUGAAUGUGAGCCAUUAAAUGAAUAUCAGAUAUCACAUCUGGCCACUAUGGCUUUUCCAACAUUAUUUCCUGAUGGGAAAGGUGAUCCCACUAAUCAAAGUAUCUUGAGGAAUGUUCCCCUUCAAGAAAGAAUUAAGCAUCUUUUGAAAUUUUCUGAAUUUAUUGAUGGUAAAUGGGUAUAUCGUUUUGCUAACCACCCUAGAUUUUCAUACUGGGCAUUCAAUAUGAUUCACAGGAAACGUAUACUACAACAAAGUGGAAUAUUCAUUAAACAAAAUCCAGGUGAAGCACACCUCACUAUUGACGAGCUACGUGAAAUGGCUGCAAGUGACAACUCAGCUUUAUUGAUGUCCAAAGUGUCCAGAUACAUUGGCAAUAUUGCAGGUACUAAUGCUUACUGGAAUAAAGUAAGAGAGGAACUCAAAGCUAUAAUAACUAAUGUUGGAGCACCAACAUUGUUCUUUACUUUCUCAUCAGCAGAUAUGCACUGGCCUGAAUUACAUGCUCUCUUUGGAGCAAAGACCGGUAACGCUACCAGUCAGAUCAGACGACAAAAUGUGAUCAACAAUCCCCAU
Paramuricea clavata is the source of this 2424-nucleotide messenger RNA. The record is from the annotation of a GenBank genome assembly. NCBI's taxonomy places the organism in Eukaryota, Metazoa, Cnidaria, Anthozoa, Malacalcyonacea, Plexauridae.